AUGCGCGUCAUCUCUCGCCGCUAUUCGCCUGAGCCGUCCUCCAUAUCUCCCCGUCUCUCCUUGCUCCCCCACUCACCUCCUCUCAAUCUCACCUCCUACCCUUGUCCCUCCCCGCCUUCGCCCUGCACUUACCACUCGCCCACUUUCUCUCCCCUCUCUCCCCUCCCUGCCCUCUCUCCCUCUCUCCAGUCUCUUUCCCCUCUCUCCCUCUCUCUGCCCUCUCUCCCUCUCUCCCCUCUCUUUCCCCUCUCUCACCUAUCCCUUUUCCCGCCCCUCUCAGCCACCCAGUGCCACGGAAUUCUCGCAGCGGGGCCUGCCAUGGUGGAAUGGACGCUGGGGCAGCAACCAGGGAGGAGCGCAGGGGCGGGGAGGAAGAGGAAGCGGGGGAGGGAGACGGAGCGUGGGAGGAGGAGCACGUGGGAGGAGCAGGGAGAGGAGCGACAAGCCAUUGUGUCUGAGAGUGACGUCGCACGAUUCAAUUCGCUGGUUCUGCGUCUGGCUGAUGUUUUCAGCAGCAGCAGCAGCAGCAGCGCCACCCGCCUCUGCAUUCUCAAGCUCUUCCUCCUCCACCUCACCACUGCUGCCGCUCCCCUCCCUCCCUCUCCUCCCGCUCCUCCCCGUCCUGCUCCUCCCUCUCCUGCAUCUCAACAUGCCACGUCAGCUGCACCCGCUGCCCCCUCACUCACACCUGCCGCCCUGAGAACGCCUCUCGGUGCUGGGAGGUGUGACGCGGAUGGUGACGCCAUGCCUGACGUCAGCAGCAUGUAUGACGUCAGCCUGCUGCAGUGGCGAUGGAGGAGGGAGGGAGAGCGAGUGAGGGAUGUGUGGAGGGGAGGGAGAAGAAGGGGAAACCGAGUGACCACCACGAGGGAAGGAGAGAGAGAAAGUGGGGCUUGUGAUGGGAGAACGAGGAGGCAAGGAGAGGAAGGUGGGGAUGGCGCCCAUGGGGAGGCAGAGAAUAUAACUUUCAAUGAUGGGGGUGCUGCAGACAUUGAUGGCGUGUUGACUGCUCGGAAGCUCUUGAACCCAACCCAAGUCAUCACCCGCAUCGCCCCUCUGCUCUCUCGCUCCUCCUGCUUUCCACUCCCACCCACCGCAGCAGCAGCAGCAGCCACAGUCACAGCCACAGCAGGCGCAGCAGCAGCAAUGCAAAGUGACUCCCCUUCGCCCCCAUCGUCACUUGCUGCUGGCGCUCUUGACUCCGUUGACUCGCUUGAAGCCCGCUGUCUCGCGCUGCGCCUGAUUGGCUGCCUCGCUCCGCUAGCUGCUGACGUAGCACACGUGCAGGAGUUGGUCGUGCAGGCGGCAAUGGAAGCCGAGGGACAGCAGGAGGUGAGAGAGGGGAGCGGGGGGAGGGGGAGAAAGAGGGGGAUAAGGGGGAAUAGGAGCUCCAUCACUCUCUCUCUCUUCACUGCUCGCGUUGCGUCCCAUGCCCAAAUCAAGCAGCCUGGAGUGAGAGGAAACGCACACAGGAGUCAAGCAGAGGUGGACGAGCAUGUGGCGAGGAAGCGGCAGCAGCGACAGCCUGAUGACUCGCCAGCUGCCCAUGCACCGUUGCACCCACAUUCGUUCGCCCACUCCCUGUCUCCACCACACACACUGCCACCACUGGCCCUACACACGCCUCUUCUCACAUCCUCCUCCCACAUGCCACGUGUCAGCCGCCCAUUGGCCCAGUGGAGAGGGCGUGAGGAGGGGGAGGAGGUGAUGCGGAUGCGAGUGGCAGCAGUGGUGGUGAAGUGCCUGGCGGGGCACGAGGAGAGGGCUGUGAGGCGUGUGGCGUGGCAGGUGGCAGUCUGCCUGCUCUCUGCCUUCCCCUGUGCCUCGUGGUCCCCACUGCUGUGA
This is a messenger RNA of Closterium sp. Naga37s-1, 1845 nucleotides long. Lineage: Eukaryota; Viridiplantae; Streptophyta; Zygnematophyceae; Desmidiales; Closteriaceae. The record is from the annotation of a GenBank genome assembly.